AUGGAUAGAAAAGUGAUUCUCAAGAAACUGUACAGCCCAGAGGGAACUCCAAACAUUGACAUCGUUCUUGUCCAUGGGGUGAAUGGUCACCCGUUGAAGACGUGGAAAGACGCGGAUUCGAACACCUUGUGGCCGAAACACUGGUUGCCAAAGGUGUUUCCCCAGGGAAGAGUGUUUUCCUUUGGAUACAAUGCCGACAUGUACCGCAACAAUUCGGCCGCUGGCAUCCGCGACAACGCCCGCACUCUGCUAUCUUACGUCGAGUCAGAGCGAGAUAGCCGGCAUUCGCCGACUAUCGUCUUCAUCGCGCACUGCCUGGGUGGGCUUAUUGUCAAGCAGGCACUGUACUUUGCCGAAUACGAUCCGGACUAUAGAGACGCAGGCAUAAACAUCAAGACUGAGUUAAUUGUGUUUUUCGGAACGCCAAACCAGGGAACUCAUGAGGACAACUGGAAUCAUAUCGCCAAGCCCUACACUGUGUUGGACAAGCGCGCAGCAAUCACUAAUACCUUGUUGCGCGACUCUCACGAGCUCUCCGAGAUCAACGCGAAAUUCCGCCAACUCAGCUACGACUAUGAGAUCACCAAUUUCUAUGAGAAUGGAGCAUUGGGACCUAACAGCAAGCUUAUUGUGGAAGCGACGGCUGCCCAGAUAGGCGUAGGGCACGAAAAGCUGCGUGCCGUCAAUGACAACCAUGUCGCUAUGUGUCAGUUCAGAAGCGGCGAUAACAGCAGCUCUGAGGAAGAUGGCACCGACUCUGAGGAUAGUGCCGACGGCGACGACGAUCUGGAUCAUGGGCUGAGGAAUUUCAGAAUCCUAUGCCAGGAUAUUGAGAAGGCGACCAUCAUCCAACCCAACCUUGAUGCUCUUGAUGAACUCUCAGCAGCCCGGGGCAUGAAGGCUGCUCGCAAAGAGCAAGAGAAAGAGAUGUCGAGAGUGACAGAAGUGUCGGAAGUGCCAGCAACGGCACUAAAUCGAAUGUUUGAUGACGCGCUAGUCACGACGGAUGAAGGGAUCGUGGCCCGCUCCACGGCCAAUAACAUUGCGGGCCUAACUAUAUCUUCCAGUAGUAGACAGGAACGGUACGAAGAGGUGCCGCGGGGAAGCGGAGAUCAGGCGUUCGAUGGGCGGCGGCGAUAUCCUACGAAAGAAGAAGAAGGGGUGUUUGUUUCGGAUACCAUCCAAGUCACUGCGACGCGUACCACCACAAAGAAAUACCACGUGGCUGGGGGACAACAGGGCGGCGGCAUUGAACCCAAGAACCAUAGUAGCAGCCCAUCCCCACCCAUGAUAGAGGAUGGUAGGGUUCGCCAAGACGGGAUCGCGGCUCGAGGCAUCGGUGCGAAGGUGUUUAGCUUCCUCAGCCUGCCCAGGCGCGAGUAG
Lasiosphaeria miniovina is the source of this 1383-nucleotide messenger RNA. RefSeq lists its product as uncharacterized. The record is from RefSeq and is a predicted model, not a curated record. NCBI's taxonomy places the organism in Eukaryota, Fungi, Ascomycota, Sordariomycetes, Sordariales, Lasiosphaeriaceae. The transcript has 4 exons. The coding region runs from base 1 to 1383 and encodes 460 amino acids.